Molecule: messenger RNA, 6378 nt
Organism: Anarrhichthys ocellatus (wolf-eel)
Lineage: Eukaryota; Metazoa; Chordata; Actinopteri; Perciformes; Anarhichadidae
Product: excitatory amino acid transporter 3-like
Exons: 17
Coding region: 2103-3590 (495 amino acids)
Biological process (GO): L-glutamate transmembrane transport
Cellular component (GO): plasma membrane
Molecular function (GO): neutral L-amino acid transmembrane transporter activity; glutamate:sodium symporter activity; L-glutamate transmembrane transporter activity
Source: RefSeq, a predicted model, not a curated record
GGUGUGUUGGGUUUAGGGUGCAGCGCAGGGCAGUUGAGCACCACACAGCCUGGCUUCUGGCUCGAGGGCUUCAGGUACUCUGUGGCUCCAUCUGCCAGGACAGCCUUGAAAGCUGCGGCCCGGUCCACCCUCACCCUCAAGCCCUCACCCAUUACCUCCCCACCAGCCACGGGGAGAAUGCCACUGCCACGGAGGGACAGUACCCUGGACAUCACUGAUGGAGGGACCUGGGCAGGUGAAGGGAGCAAUUAGAGACUCAUAUAUAUGCAUGCAUUAACAAAAAGUAUAUGUGAAUGUUUGAGGAGGGAAAGAUGUGAGGGCAAAUACAUGUGCAUGUAUGCCAAGUAGGUAUGAGUUGAUGUUCUACAUUCAUACUAGUAAUAAUAUACUUAUAGCUUUUACCUUCAGAUGUCUGUCUGAACAACUUUUGCACAUGCAUGUGUGGUUAUAACAUUACAAAACUGCAUAUCAAAAAAAUAUCAGAUGGUGGUAUCUGCUUCAAAAACCCACAUCAGUAUCUGCAAAAUCAACAUGCAAAAAAAAUAUCAGCAUCCUCUUACACAAGGAUGCAUGAACACGCCCACUUGUACAACGUGCCGGAGGUGUGGGUUCAAAGAUACAUUUGUUUGAAUUAUUUACACUCGGACAUAACCGAAAUGAGGCCACAUUUUAUGACAUUUAUGUGUACGAGCUAUGGAAGAGGCCCCCGUGGUGUUCAGCUGUGUUAGCUGCGUGUUUGUGUGACCCAUAUUGCACGUGCAACUCAUGGGUUAAUAAUUACUGCCGCGGGCUGUUACUGUCUGGUCGAUCAUGAUGAGGCAAAGUCAGCGGUCACAGGAUUCAGCAGUCACCGUAUCACUCAAACAUAUUCAUGAUUUGAUGAUUUAAAGGACUCAGGUCAGCGUUCACCUCUUUUAAUCAAGCAGCCAAUUGGCCUCAGCUGAGCGCUAUAAAGCAGUGAGUUCCGGUCACGCCGAGUCGCGUUUGUAACCGUUGAAAAACACCAUCCGUCCAUUUAAAUAUCACUGCGCUUAACAAAAUCACUCGCGCGAUUUAGCGACGGUCAAGGACGGAACUAUACUGCUGAGUGGAAGAACACAAUGUCAAAGAGUACGAAGUUGAACGCGUGAACCAGCGAUGUUUAACAUGCCCGGCUAUGAUUCCGGUUUAAUAAACACGUCUCUGUCAGUGCAUCUAGCGUCAACUGAAACACAUAAAUAAGGCAAAAACACAUUGAAAUGAGCAAGGAACCCGUUAAAUUACUAUCUAAACCCAACAGGCAUCAGUUAAACCAACCUGCCCGUCCGCAUACAGCGUGUUAAGCAUCGUGGUCGGAGACAAGAAGUCCCUGUUACGCAGGUUUUUAGCGCUGCUCUCCUUGAACCAAAGCUUCUCCGGUUCAGGGAAGAUCCUGUCGCCGUUUAGCUGGCUGGAAUCGGGGACAUUUUCACGCUUCCCCCGCAGUGCGGAGCUCAGCGCCCGGACGGUAGGGGUGAUCCGGAGGGGCGAAGACUCCUCGAUAUUCUCCAUCACCACCACCACCAGCACACGGACAGAUGCUCAACUGGGGGUCGGAGGCGAUCCGUAACCAGACCACGGGCACCGUGAAGGACUCUGUCGUGUACAACCGAAUGACCACACUGCUGGCGGAGAAGGGGGGGUACAUGUCUCGGGUGCAGGCGAUUGAGGUUGAGGCAGAGGACGAGGAGGAACGGUUACAACCCAUUAACACCACGUACACGACUCCAUCGAAGAAAACGACCGUGAUGGAGCAAGUCUCUACGUUGGACGCGCAGGAGGACGCCCGGCUACAGAGGUUGAUGGACCAUGAGAAGGAAAGGCAGAACAAUCUAAUGAGUUAGCUGGUGGCCAUGCAUGAAAGGAUCAGCCGAGAAAACCACGAGAGACACCUCGAACUCGUGGACAGCAUACUGUCAUGUGACAUGAUGGACGAUGUGAGACAGGUGUGACCAGCGGAGUGUGACCGGAGGACUCCCACCGGUCCGUCUGGGUUUCACCCUGGAAAGUCCGGUGGAUUUGGCGGAGUACCUGAUCCACCCUGGAGCCCUCCAGCAUGAAGAUGGAAUGUGAGACUGCGAGGAAUGGGCUUCACCUCGCCAUGUCGGGGCUUUAUGUCAACAUUGUCAUGCCCCAUUGCUGUUGCUCUGGGUUUUGUUUUGGGCCUGGUUCUGAGGACCAGCGUCGUUAUGACAGACCUGGACAAAGAGUACAUCAACUUCCCUGGAGAGAUGUUAAUGCAGAUGUUGCAACUGAUCGCCAUUCCUCUCUUCAUGUCAGGUCUGGUGAAGGAAAUUUGUCAUCCGAGUGUUGGCCUCUCCAGACAGAUCACCAUGCGCUCAACAGUGUACUUUGUUGUAACCACUUUACUGGCUGUUGCUAUAGGGUUACUAUUGGUAGUGUGGGUCCAGCCUGGGGUCGGUCACAAUGCUGGUAAAACCGAUGAUGAUUACGUUGAGGAUGAAUUCUUCUCCUCAUUCGAUGAGUUUGUGGAUCUAAUGUGGAACAUGCUGCCACUCGAUGUGAUCCAGACCGUCUGUCAACAGUACCAGAUUAAGAAUGUGAAGGUUGAAAUUAAAGAAUUCGAUGAGGAUACCGUGGAAACGACUACAACAGAAAUGCGUUGGGAGGCUGAAUAUAUUUACGGGGUCAAUGCUUUGGGCCUUCUUGUCUGGACUCCUGUUUUGGCAUUGGCCCUCAGGAAAUUGGGAAGAGAUGAGAAAGUACUUGUGAACAUCCUUCUGUCCGUAAACAAGGUCGUCAAACUUGUGAUCAAAGCCAUCGUAGGCUACUUGCCAAUCGCAGUGUUGUUCAUGACUGCAAGCUAUGUUGUUGAUGUUGUGUACGACGAGGCUCUCGUCCAAAUCGGAAAGCUCAUGGGAGUGUAUUUUCUUGGGCUUGUCAUCCAUGGAGCAGUAGUCCUGCCACUGAUCUAUCUCCUGUGUGUGAGGCGCAACCCCUUACCGGUCAUUCAGAAGGGGCUUCCUGCCAUGAUGAAGGCCAUGCUCAUCCCGCGCAGUAGAAUCACUCGCUUCAUGCUGCCGAUGGGGAACAAAGUCAACAUGAACGGAACAGUUCUUUAUGAAGUGGUGGUGGCAGUUUUCAUCGCCCAACUCAACCACAUGGAUCUGCACUGGACCAACCUAGUCCUGCUUUGUAGUGUGACAGUAGCAGUGUCCAGCCUCGGAGAAGACGGGAUCCCAGCCACAGGAACAGCCACCACUCUCUUCAUUUUGACACUCACUGAGAUUCCUGUGAAGGGCGUUUGCCUUUUGUUGGCUGUAGAAUGGCUGCUAGAUCGCUGCAAUGCUGCUGUCAACGUCCUGGGAGACUGCAUCGGUUUGUCGCUUGUUGACCAUUUGUCAGGAAAUAAACUGGAUGAAAGAACGGGGAAUGAGAAGAUCUCCAGAGUACAUCAUGGCUCUGCAAAGAGGAAAGAAAUGCUGUUACCCACAUCAGACUGCAAGGGAGAGAAUAUAGUGCGGCAUAGGCGCUGGGCAAGUAUGUCUAAAGUGUCCCAAAUCCAUACUAAUCCUAUUCAGAAUGCAUUUCAUAAUUGUCAUCAUAGAUAAAGCCUCAGCAGUUGUGGCCUGCUAUACUAUUACCACUACAUCAUGGCUUAUUUAUGACUCUAGCAUUCUAUACUAUUUAGAUUUACACUAUUCUUUAUGUAUUUUUUCACCGUACUAAUACUUCUGUGACUUUUGACAUGUACUACGGCUUUUUCCAGAUACUAUACUACACCUUUUACUUUCUUCGACAAACUAUUGUUAAACAUAUUACACUAUGACUUGUUUUGCUUCUUUGACACACUAUGCGACCAUUUAUAACAUUUUAAGGGCAUAGGAAUAGCUCUAUACUUAACGUCAAGUAUACUCUAUUCAGCAAACCAGAUAUUUAAAGCACCCUGUGGCCACUUAAGUCUAUAUUUACGAUACCUAUAAUGUUCAGUUGUUUGAUACUUUCAUAGAGGUAUUAUGUGUUUUCUUUGCAGGUGAAUAAAUGUGACAACUCCUCAAAACUCGUGAGACCCGAGUUUGCUAGUCAGCCAGCUGUUGAUUUAAGUGAAGGGCGGUUAGCCCCGAAGUUAGCGACAGCUUGGGCCACUUAAGGUGGACCAGCCCCUCCUACGUUUUACUGAGCACGGUUAAUAAUAUCCCUACUGCAAACCAUGUUGAAAUCUGAGCAACAGCAUAAUGGAGUUUAUUUAAUGUGUUUCAUUCUCAGAAAGAGAGGAACACUUGAUUAAAAUAAAAGAUAUUUAAGUCAUUGUUAGAACCGUAGUGGUAUUACUAAGUACUCUGUAUGGAAAAGUGCUUGGUCUGAUAAAAGUGGUGUCAGUGCAUCUUGUAAUGGUAGAAUUUAUGGCCGUUGACAGCACAGGUGUACUUUGUACCUUGUAUUUCAUUAUCCUGAAUGUGUCUUUACCUGAGCUGUGUGAGGCUCUUGGCUCCGAUGUCCUGACAGGAGUGCUGGAUGCCAGCCAGCAGGUAGGGAACAAACUUGUGGAUGGAGCCUUUGUCCUGCACCGCUCCAGAAACACCCUGAGCAACUUUAAUCUUAUCACACUCACUGUGAGGGAAGAGGAGGAAAACAAUGUGUGAGCGACAUGAUGGGGUCAGUGACAUUUAAAGCAUGAUCGUGUACAACCUUUUUUGAGAAUGUUGUGAUGUUUACUUUAUUUUUUUUAUUUUUUAUUUUUUAAGAUUUAAUUUAAGCAUCAUUGGGUUAAAUUAAAUGUCUGACUCAGUCCUUUUUUAGUGGGCUCAUCAUUCUUUACCACAAGGUAUGUGGUAAUGUCUAAUGUUCUGAAAACCACAGAACAUUGUGGGAAGAACUGUUAAAGAAUGGUCUCUAGUGGCAUGUUCGUGAGACUGCGUUGAAGGGAACAGUGCACUUUCAUGUUAUUCUCUUUUGGGGUAAGAGUUGGACCAUUGCUUUGUUGUAAUUUAACCUGCAGAUAUACAGUCACUACUAUGGUGCCAUCGACUUGAAUGAUACAUUCCGUUAGGCCAGUUUUAGUUUUGUACCUGAAGUAUCUGGUCUGGGAGCCCAGGUUUUUAUCCAUGGCAUCCAGGGAGCCCAUGCCGCGGUAUUUCUUUAGCCUGAUGCCGUCAGAGAAGAAAUAUUCACCAGGAGCUUCACUGGUAGCAGCCAGCAAAGAGCCCAUCAUCACUGGACACACGGGGGGAGAGAGAGAGAGGGAGAGAUUGAAAACGAAAGAUGAUGACUGAAAGGAAAAAAGGCUAGGUGCUUUUUUUCCCAGCAUGAAUCUGGAUUCACACGGAGUAAACGAAUUAAUCCAAAUCUGAAAAUCUACCGUCCGAAUUAUAAUCCUCUCUGUAACAUGAAUUUGAAAGAAAGAAAUAAAAUGGUUUUAUUUUGUGCUUAUCUCACCCAUCAUCUAAAUAUCUGAAUUAUAAACCCUUGCACUCUGAAACACCCAUCUAUCCAUACCUGUGGAUGCUCCCAGUGCCAAAGCUUUGGCAAUGUGCCCAACCGUCUGGAUGCCGCCAUCAGCGAUGACCGGCACACCGAAACGCCUGGCGUACUCCGACACCUUAUAGACAGCUGUGGCCUGGGGUCUGCCGCACGCCAGCACUGAAGAGGGAAAGAAGAGAUGAAAUGGGAUUAAAUGAUGUGAGGAAAAAGUGUACCGCUGUUGAAUUAAAUCAUUUUAAACAUGUUGCUCGUCUCCUGAUGACUGUAAGCUAGUCCUGUACUACAUAUCGACCCCCCCCUCCCCAACCUACUACAGAAUACACAACCGAAGCUCACAAAAGGCUAACACACCUCACCAGACAAAGCUUUACAGAUUCAUGUUGGAAAUUGGAAUAAAAUGCAGACAUUUUCCAUCUUUACCAGCAAACUAUCCUUCCAUAUCAGCACAAGUUUACAAAAACACUGCUUCAACAUAAAUAUAAAGAGGUUUGGAACCAGGAGCUGUCCGACUGAGUUAAAGAGAGUUCAACUAAACUUUGAUCAGCAUGGUGGAAACUUUCGGUGAUCCAAGUGAUGUUAAAAAAACACAAAUAAAGAGUCUCACACACAGUGAAGGAGCAGACUGGGUGGGAACGGAUCUCUUUCUGUUGUCAUGCUAGUUAAAGAAAAGUGAGAAUGGGGAAGUUAUACUUGUCACAUCAGCAGAUAAAUCCCACACCGCAUGGAGACUCCAAACCCGCCUCUCAUAAUAUAUCCUGCCGCUAUGAGGGACACAGACGAUCACAUUGACAACGAGCCGCCAAAGAUGAACAUCCCAAUUCCUGUUUUGCCAGUAGAGUGGUUUUCUUUCCUGUGAACUCAGGGCUGCACGGUACUUACCAACCAAACUGGUAGUCCUAAUUAUCCUGCUGUGUAUUG